Molecule: messenger RNA, 1988 nt
Organism: Acanthochromis polyacanthus (spiny chromis)
Lineage: Eukaryota; Metazoa; Chordata; Actinopteri; Pomacentridae
Product: histone H3.3A
Exons: 4
Coding region: 171-581 (136 amino acids)
Cellular component (GO): nucleosome
Molecular function (GO): protein heterodimerization activity; DNA binding; structural constituent of chromatin
Source: RefSeq, a predicted model, not a curated record
ACCGUUGAAAUGUUGUGAACGCUGUUGCAUUGUGGGACACAUGAUUGACGCGGCGGCCAUUUUCCCGCUGGACGCUGCUUCCCAUUGUGGAUACGAAGAAGAAAAUAGAGACAAGCGAAACAUUUCUCACCACUUCUACUCACUUUCUCUCUAGGUGAUCUGUCGUAGCCAUGGCCCGUACCAAGCAGACUGCCCGUAAGUCCACUGGAGGUAAAGCUCCACGUAAGCAGCUGGCCACAAAGGCUGCUCGUAAGAGUGCCCCUUCUACUGGAGGUGUCAAGAAGCCCCAUCGUUACAGGCCUGGUACUGUGGCUCUGCGUGAGAUCCGUCGUUAUCAGAAGUCCACUGAGCUUCUGAUCCGCAAGCUGCCCUUCCAGCGUCUGGUGAGAGAAAUCGCUCAGGACUUCAAGACCGACCUGCGUUUCCAGAGCGCCGCCAUCGGAGCUCUGCAGGAGGCCAGUGAGGCCUACCUGGUGGGUCUGUUUGAGGACACCAACCUGUGCGCCAUCCACGCCAAGCGUGUCACCAUCAUGCCCAAAGACAUCCAGCUGGCACGUCGUAUCCGCGGGGAGCGCGCCUAAACGCACUCUCCUCCUCUUGGUCUUUCUCCUUUUCACUUCUUCCUGUCCUUCCUUCACCAUCCUGUCUCUCCGUCCCUCCGCCCCUCACCGGCCCUCCCCCUCUCCCUGUGUUAGUAGUGUGUAGAGGAAAACUGAUUAUAUUAUAAUUAAAGUGUAUAGUCGUGUUUUUCUUAGUGCUCUCAGCAGCAGACUUCUAGGGUACUCUCUUUUUGUGCAUGUACCAACUCUUUGGUGAUGAGAUCUCCUCAAGCACACAUUUCCUUGUUUGCACUGUUUCUAACUGGCUGUGUGAGGGAUAAUUAUUGGAGAAAGUAAGGAACAACAUGGACUAGAGCAAUGCAAAUUUGGGAGGGACAACCAGGAGGCGAGGAUGGGUAUUUUUCUGCUGGGGGGGACAGUGGUCUCCUUACUGCAGCAGGGUGCUAGAAGAACUUGCCUGGUCCUCUUCUCCUGCGUCCUGUCCUCUGCCAGCCUCGGCUCAGAAACCAGCAGAAACAUCGUUUGUAUCUGCUCGUGAAAGCCGCGGCUGGACUCUGUGUCCCUGUAUGUGUCUGCAUGAGUGUUGCUCUGAUCACCACAGCAAAUUGUAUACAAUCCAUCAGCGUCUUUGGAGAAGUUCAUUUCUGAUUACUAUAUAGAUCAUUGCUGUUCUUCAUCUUGUUAGCUUUUUUUUCCUUCCAAAUAAGUCUCACGCACAGGAUUUUUUUUAAAACUUCAAACUAUUUGUGGAUGACACAGAGACGGGGGAUGAAUCAGACUAAAACGCAGAGAACAAAAACAAAAAAAAGCAGAUUUGAAGUAUUUUUUUCUACUGAAAUGUGAUGCUACUGACUCAUUCUGACACCAAAGUUUGAUCCUCUUGUAGAUGCUCGUUUCCUAACAGACUGAUGACUUUAACCUCACCUGUUUUUGUGGUGUUUAAAUUGGUUUCAUCAAAUUAAAGCCAAAGCUUGAGAGCUCAAGAAUGGUGUCAGAGAUACUUUUUUAGCAGUGGCUCGUUUUUUAAUAAAGGACCUUUUUAUAGCAAAGGUUCAACGAGGUUUGUAAUGUUCUCUAAAACCAAAAGUUCUCAAAAUGUCAAAAUGUUGUUUUUUUUUAAAAAAAAACCACAGUAACUAAAAUGUGAAAAUGUAUUCUAAAUCAGUGUUACAUGACUAAUAAUACUAGUCGUGUUUUCUGUAUACGUCCCCCCUGUGCUUCUAUUUUUUCUCUCAAACAGUUGAUCAUCUGUGUACCGUUUCUCAGGUUGACUUGUCACCCUUUUAACUUAAUUUUUAUUUUUUUGCUCAAUUUGAUUUUCUUUUUCUUUGUUUUUUUUGGAAAUGUUGAGGAUAAUGUUUCAAUUAAACAAUGUUUGUAAUUUCCAGAUUUGUCAUAUAAGGUGGUAAUAAAUGGAUGUUACACACA